Molecule: messenger RNA, 899 nt
Organism: Pyrus x bretschneideri (Chinese white pear)
Lineage: Eukaryota; Viridiplantae; Streptophyta; Magnoliopsida; Rosales; Rosaceae
Exons: 4
Coding region: 43-492 (149 amino acids)
Source: RefSeq, a predicted model, not a curated record
UAAUUACCAAAAGAUACAGCAAUCAAGAAGAAGAAGAAAACGAUGGAGGGACAGCAAUCAUGGCGGCCGAGGCUUUCGUUCAGGAGCGCCACCAUAAUGAUGUGCUUGCUCAACCUGAUCACGGCGCUUCUACUGCUUCAGGGCUUUCUGUCCUCCGCUACUUCUCGCUCCAAACUCUCCGCCUCUCGCCUCAAUUCAGCUGCACUUAGGUAUGUAAGAGAAUCUGAAGAAAUUCGUUUUGCUAUGCGACCCAUGGAACUGAUAAAAAGAGUGAAGGAAAUCCAACAAGAAACAAAUGCAAAACCAGAAACUGUCAAAGAGAACGACGCACGGCAGACCGUUGCAGUUGGCCUUUCCAAGAGGUUGAAGGAUCUACAUUCUGUUAAUGAUGCAACCAGCGUCAAAGCCCUGGAAGAGUGGCGUAAACGAAAGAUGGAACGAGCAAGACUACGUCAACUAGAGAAAAAUGGAACACUCGCAACUCAAGCAUGAGCCGUAUUCUUCACAAAGUAAUCUUCACGACAUACUGAAAUUCCGAUACCAAGUCAUCCCGAAAUGUGCAUAUUACAACUCUGAUUGUAUAACAAACAAGGUUUAUAUAUAUGAGGAUACAAAAGUUUACCAAAAGAACUUGACAGUCAUGGUCAUGCUUAUAAAGAUGUUGUCAAAAGCCCUCUCGAUUGCAAUACUCGUAUUAUGUUAUAUAUUCGCUUGUAUCAUCGUUUUCCUUUUAAGGAGGAAACAAUCAAACCUAGUUUAAGAAGCACCGGCACCUUUGUAGUAUGGUGACCUUUUCUUCUUUCAUCAAUAUGUCAGUGGAUUUCGAGCCUCUACAUUUACAAAUGUUGUAUUUACGCGCAUUUGGCUAAAUAUGAACCAUUAUCGCAAUCUUAUUUUAA